UCCCAGCCAUGCAAUGUUCUUGGAAGGCUGUGAUACUGCUUGCCUUGGCCUCCAUUGCCAUCCAGUACACGGCCAUCCGGACCUUCACAUCCAAAUCUUUCCAGCUUUGCCCUGUGCCAAUCCAGCAGAACUGUAGCCAGGAAGCAGACAGCCUUUUCGAGCGUGGAUGCGAUGAAUAUACAUAUUUUAGUUUCAACACAUCACGCAAGACCCACAUCCUGGUGUUAGCCACGACCCGGAGCGGCUCAUCAUUUGUGGGGCAGCUGCUGAAUCAGCACUUGGAUAUCUUCUAUCUGUUCGAGCCGCUUUACCAUGUCCAGACAGCUCUGAUUCCUCGUCUCUCCCACAGUCGGAAUGCGGCUGACAGGCGAGUGAUGUUGGGAGCCAGCCGGGACUUGCUGCGAAGCCUCUAUGGGUGUGAUCUGCAUUUCCUCGAGAACUACAUCAAGCCACCGCCAACUAACCACACCACAGACAAGCUGUUCCGUCGCGGUGCCAGCCGAGCGCUCUGCUCCCAGCCCGUCUGUGAUGCCUUCAGUCCUAGUGAGACAAAUGUUGAGGAGGGUGACUGUGUGAAAAAGUGUGCAACUCUCAACAUAACACUUGCUGCUGAGUCUUGCCGAGAUAAGCGGCACGUUGCCAUAAAGAUCGUCCGGGUACCUGAAAUAGGGGAUCUGCGGGCACUGGUGGAAGAUCCACGGCUCAACCUGAAGGUCAUUCAACUGGUCAGAGACCCACGAGGAAUCCUCGCCUCACGUAUCGAGACGUUCCGGGACACGUACCGUCUGUGGAGGAUCUGGAGAGCGACUGGAAGGAAACCCUACAACCUGGAUUUGACUCAGUUGACAGUAGUGUGUGAGGACUUCUUGAGCUCGGUUUCUACAGGACUCAGCCACCCAUAUUGGCUCAAGGGGAAGUACAUGCUGGUGCGAUAUGAAGACUUGGCAAGAAACCCUCUCCAAAAAACCAAGGAUAUCUAUGACUAUCUUGGGUUGUCGAUGGACAAAAAUGUAGUAGACUGGAUUCAGGCUAACACCAGGGGGAGUAACGAGCUCUUGACCAAACACAAGUAUGGAACAGUGAGAGAUUCAGCGGCUAACGCUGAAAGCUGGAGGCUCAAAUUGUCCUUUGAAAUGGUAGACUACACACAGUCUGUGUGCCAAAAGAUAUUACAUAGGCUGGGCUAUAAAAGUGUCAAGUCUGCUGAGGAACUGAAAAAUAUGUCCAUCUCGCUUGUGGCGGACAAAGUUUUUGUACCGUUUUUAUAA
Messenger RNA from Neoarius graeffei (lesser salmon catfish), 1268 nucleotides. Its product is annotated as carbohydrate sulfotransferase 1-like. The transcript has a single exon. NCBI's taxonomy places the organism in Eukaryota, Metazoa, Chordata, Actinopteri, Siluriformes, Ariidae. The record is from RefSeq and is a predicted model, not a curated record. Gene Ontology annotation, cellular component: Golgi membrane. Gene Ontology annotation, molecular function: keratan sulfotransferase activity; N-acetylglucosamine 6-O-sulfotransferase activity. Bases 9 to 1268 code for a protein of 419 amino acids. Gene Ontology annotation, biological process: carbohydrate metabolic process; N-acetylglucosamine metabolic process; keratan sulfate proteoglycan metabolic process.